AUGAGGAAGUCACAAGCAACUGGGAGAAGUCACAAGAAGAACACAUCUAGCAAAGAGGGUAAAAAGAAAUGUGUCCUCAGCAGCAGCCAGGCCAAGCCUCCUGUUCUUAAUGGUCUGACCAGGCAGCAGAAGGAGGUAUUACAGGCCUCUGUCUCCCCAUACCACCUUUUCAAAGACGCUGAGGUCACAGCCUUUCGGGGGAGCCUCCUGAGCUGGUAUAACAGAGAGAAGCGUGACCUUCCCUGGAGAAGGCGGGCAGAAGAUGAGGAGGACCCAGAUAGGCGGGCAUAUGCUGUGUGGGUCUCAGAAGUCAUGUUGCAGCAGACCCAGGUUGCCACAGUGAUUGACUACUAUACCCGAUGGAUGCAGAAGUGGCCAACACUUCAGGACCUGGCCAGUGCAUCUCUGGAGGAGGUGAAUCAGCUCUGGGCCGGCUUGGGCUACUACUCUCGAGGCAGGCGGCUACAGGAGGGAGCCCAGAAGGUGGUAGAGGAGCUAGGGGGCCACAUGCCUUGCACAGCAGAGACUCUACAGCAACUCCUACCUGGUGUGGGGCGGUACACAGCAGGAGCCAUUGCUUCCAUUGCCUUUGGCCAGGCAGUCGGAAUAGUGGAUGGGAAUGUAAUCCGGGUGCUGUGCCGUGUCCGAGCAAUUGGUGCUGAUCCCAGCAGCACCCUUGUCAACCAGCAACUCUGGAGUUUAGCCCAGCUGCUGGUGGACCCAGCCCAACCAGGGGACUUCAACCAAGGUGCCAUGGAACUGGGAGCCACAGUGUGCACACCACAGCGCCCACUUUGCAAUCAGUGCCCUGUGCAGAGCCUGUGUCGGGCAUAUCAGAGGGUGGAACAGAAGCAGUGCUCAGCCUCUCAGAGCUGGCCUCAUAGCCCUGACGUGGAGGAGUGUGUUCCCAGUACUGGGCAGUGUCAGCUGUGCCUGCCACCCACAGAACCCUGGGACCAGACCCUGGGAGUGGCCAACUUUCCCCGAAAGGUCAGCCGCAAGCCUCCCAGGGAGGAAUGUUCUGCCAUCUGUGUCCUGGAGCAGCCCAGGGCCCCUGGGGGUGCUCGACUUCUGCUAGUACAGAGGCCCAGCUCAGGUUUGCUGGCAGGACUGUGGGAGUUCCCAUCUGUGACCACAGAGCCCUCAAGGCAGUGCCAGCGCAAGGCCCUACUGCAGGAACUGCAGAGCUGGGCUGGACCCAUCCCAGCCAUCUCUCUCCAGCACCGUGGGGAGGUUGUCCACACAUUCUCUCAUAUCAAGCUGACAUAUCAAGUAUAUGGUCUGACUCUGGAAGGAGAGACCCUUGUGACUACACCCCCUGGUGCACGUUGGCUGACCCGGGAAGAGUUUCACACUGCAGCUGUCUCCACUGCUAUGAAAAAGGUGUUCCGUGUGUAUGAGGGCCAGCAACCAGGCACUGGCAAGGGUUUUAAAAGGUCCCAGGGGUCUCUCUCAUCCAGACAGAAGAAACUCAGCCGUGGUCAGCAAGUCUUGGAUCAUUUCUUUCAGCCCCAAGUUCCUGCUGAUACACCCAUCCUCAACAGUGUAAUCCAGUGA
This is a messenger RNA of Elephantulus edwardii (Cape elephant shrew), 1557 nucleotides long. RefSeq names its product mutY homolog (gene MUTYH). Gene Ontology annotation, molecular function: purine-specific mismatch base pair DNA N-glycosylase activity; oxidized purine DNA binding; 8-oxo-7,8-dihydroguanine DNA N-glycosylase activity. The transcript has 15 exons. The coding region runs from base 1 to 1557 and encodes 518 amino acids. NCBI's taxonomy places the organism in Eukaryota, Metazoa, Chordata, Mammalia, Macroscelidea, Macroscelididae. Gene Ontology annotation, cellular component: nucleus. The record is from RefSeq and is a predicted model, not a curated record. Gene Ontology annotation, biological process: mismatch repair; base-excision repair.